CAUCCAUAUUUUGUAUUAUUAAACUUGUAGGAAAAUUCUCCAUAUUAUUUUCCCAUAAAUUGAUGACCACCAAAACUCAGACCCAUCUCCAAAACCACCCAUCCUUAUUCCCCUCCAAGUGGAAAGGUAUCCAUAACCAAUCAUCAGGAUAGGGAAAAAAUAUUAGGAAAAAAACUUACAGAAAAGCAGGAAAAAAAAGGGAUAAAUCCAUCCAUCUAACUAGCUUCCCUAAUUAAUAGCAUCAUCUAUUGAUUUUUUCAAUCCAUGCCAAUCUCGUGCUUCUUUCUCUCAAUCUAUCAACAAAAUCUCUCUAUCUUCUUUAUUUCUUUACUUCUUUCUUUUCUCUAAAAGCAACCUAUACAGCUCACCUAUGGCUGCCUGUGGAAGCCUUCAACAUAUCUUUGAAAAACCAUUGCCUGAAACUCCUACACUUCUUGAAUCCCUCUCUUCAUGGAACCCGAUCAAGACCAUAAAACCCAUUGAGCAAUCUUCAUUCACUGAAAUAUUUGGGGAGCUUCAUUUCAAAGAAAAUUCCGAGUCGUCAUCAUCUUCACCUUCUUUUCCUAUACCAUCCUUCUAUUCUUCUUCCCCAUCUUCAUCUUUUAUUGGUUUAAUCCCGGAAGCAGAAACUUCAAACCUCAACAGGAAUGAUAGUUUUGACAGUGGAUGCCACACCAAGAAGAGUACAUCACUGGACUCGUUAUUAAGCACACCAAAGAAUUAUCAAUACGCAGGUUGUCACAGGAAUGGUGACAGCUUUUCGCCAAGGAACUAUGAGAGCUUGCAACUGUGCACUGAGGGACUCGGUUUUGAAAGCUUUGAUGACGUCGAGGACUUGAAGAAUGAUAUGAAUGAAAACAGGCAACACCAAGAAGAAAAAGCAGGAAUCACAAGGCAUUCGGUACUGGAGAGUCAAGCCGGAGAAAUCAGGCGGUCCAGGUUAAGGAUAGGUGCAUUCCCUCCACCGAUUUCGUGUAUAGGGAAGAGCGGAAAACCAUGGGUUUCCUUCAAAUCUUAUCGGCAUGAUGGGAGGUUCGUCCUUAAGCAAGUAAGGAUCCCCAGCCAAGAGUUCUUGCAUGCACACAGAGAAGAUGGGCGAUUAAAGCUGCACUUCGUUCAGCCAAACGAUGGUAUUCAUGAAGAAGAGGAGGGAGAAGAAGAGAACUUCACAGAAGAUGACGAGCAGGAAGAAAAUGAAGAAAUAGGCAACAAAGAAGUUCAAGAGCAACACAAUGCUCUCUGGUAGGAUUAACUUUUAACUUUUGCUUCACUGUUUCUCCUUCAACUGUUUUUCUUCUCCAUUCCUGCAACUGUUUCUCUUCUCCAUUUGCAAAUAUGUGGAGGAAAAAGAAGAAAAUAGUACAAGUGUCCAAGCGUAACUUCCUCUCCUGCAUUCCCCUUCCCUUCCUCUUUUCCUUGAAGUCGCUUACAAUGAUUUGUUUCUAUCACUGUAGUAAAAUUCCUAUUGCUGUUUAGCAGAGUGACAUGGAUCUAUACCGUACCACUCAAAAAAGGAAAAAGAACAAUGAUUACACGAUGAA
This is a messenger RNA of Ricinus communis (castor bean), 1541 nucleotides long. Its product is annotated as protein FAF-like, chloroplastic. Bases 371 to 1246 code for a protein of 291 amino acids. The record is from RefSeq and is a predicted model, not a curated record. The transcript has a single exon. Lineage: Eukaryota; Viridiplantae; Streptophyta; Magnoliopsida; Malpighiales; Euphorbiaceae.